AUAUAGCUAAUUAGCACAAAACAUUAUUAUCCUUUUUUUUUUCUUUUUUCUUUUUUUUUCUUUUUUUUACUUUUCUAGAUUUUGUAUAAUAUAUUAUUAUUCUUUUCUUUUAUAUUCUUCUUUUAUAUUCUUCUUCUCUCUUUAAACCACACUCUCUAGAUCUAAAGUUAUAACUUCUAGUUUCAAACACUAUAAAUACAGAGGCUUCUACUUCCAAGCCUCCUAAGAAUUAACUGCAAUUCCCCUAGCUAUAGUCUUUCCUGUUGGUUUUGUCUUAUAUCAUUCUUUUUCCUCUCACCCACAUUCCACAAAGACUUUCCUUUCUAUAUUCUUUUCUUUUGUUAAUGGCAAGAAUUUCAGAACCUCUAAUUGUUGGGAGAGUCAUUGGUGACGUUCUUGAUUCUUUCACUCCAACCAUAAAAAUGUCUGUCACUUACAACUCGAAGCAAGUCUGUAAUGGACACGAGCUCUUUCCUUCCAACGUCACCUCCAAACCUAGGGUUGAAAUUCAAGGAGGUGAUAUGAGAUCUUUCUUCACACUGAUCAUGACAGACCCAGAUGUUCCUGGUCCUAGUGAUCCUUAUCUAAGGGAGCACCUGCACUGGAUGGUGACAGACAUACCAGGCACAACAGAUGCGGCAUUUGGAAGUGAAAUGGUGAGCUAUGAGAUCCCAAGGCCAAAUAUAGGGAUCCACAGGUUUGUGUUUGUUCUGUUCAAACAGAAAAGAAGACAAUCAGUAAACCCACCUUCAUCGAGGGAUCACUUUAGCACCCGUGAUUUUGCUGCUCAAAACGAUCUUGGCCUACCUGUUGCUGCUGUUUUCUUCAACGCUCAGAGAGAAACUGCCGCAAGAAGACGCUAGAGCUAUCUACAUACAAAACAAAUCAAACAACUCCAAUAUAUAUAUAUAUAUAUAUGAAUAAAUUUGGGCUUGGGAGUUGGGGGGUAUUUUUCUAAACAAGGCUUUUGAUCGAAUGCUAGCUAGGAUUUUAGUAUGAAUUUCCACAUGUAUGUAACUUAGGAAUAAUACUGUGCUAGCUGAAGAAGAAGGCUCAGGCUUAUAUCAUCAGCUGUGUGACUCACUCUACCUCUGUCUGUCAUUUGCUUUUUCUUAUUAUUUUCCAUAUGUACCUAAAAGAAAAAAAGGAAAAAAAAAAAAAACAAAGCUAUGAGUUGUUAC
Ziziphus jujuba (common jujube) is the source of this 1181-nucleotide messenger RNA. RefSeq names its product protein TERMINAL FLOWER 1. Gene Ontology annotation, biological process: vegetative to reproductive phase transition of meristem; negative regulation of flower development. The record is from RefSeq and is a predicted model, not a curated record. The coding region runs from base 345 to 863 and encodes 172 amino acids. Lineage: Eukaryota; Viridiplantae; Streptophyta; Magnoliopsida; Rosales; Rhamnaceae. The transcript has 4 exons. Gene Ontology annotation, cellular component: cytoplasm; nucleus.